AUGGCGCAAAGCGAUCCCCAUGAUGCCGAAUGGGGUGUGUUGGCGGCUAAUGAAGGCUACGGAAGACCAGAUUCAGAGGAAGAUUACGAGCAGAUAAGCUAUGAAGACGCCAUGGGAAAGACGUGGGGUAAGAACGAAAAGAAGCCUUACAGACACGCUGCCCACGCCAUGAUCUACGCCCCAGAUGGCAAGAUAUUAUGGGACAUGUACGAAAAUAAGGCCGUGAUAUUGAUGACGAUGAGAUUUGACGGAUACAUCGGAUUUCCGGGUGGAAUCAUGGAUGACGGUGAGACGUUGGAGUUUUGGUUAAACCGUGAACUUGAAGAAGAGAUAGGGCUAGAUCUCACCAGGCACAGCUUUACUAAAGAGGACCAUGUUUUAUCACACGUCAUCCACAAAAAGAAACUGCUGCUGCAUUUUUAUUGCAAGAGAGUAACGCUAGAGGAGUGUUUGGAGAUCGAGAAAAGAACCAUCGACGCAGAUGAGUAUGGAUUUGAGGUGUUAGGUCCUAUACGGGUGCCUAUGUUCACAUUUAAAGAUAAUGAAAGAGGCCUUCCAAUAUUCCUUAGCAACAAAUUCAUAGGCAAUGCCAAGGAAGAUCUGCUGUACUGCAUUGAAAGGGAGAACAUCAUGACGAAAGAAGAAAUUCAGCUGGCACUUGAAAACUGCGAGAAAUUUAAGGCAAGAUAUGUGAGAUAA
Messenger RNA from Lingula anatina, 699 nucleotides. Its product is annotated as U8 snoRNA-decapping enzyme. Gene Ontology annotation, biological process: mRNA catabolic process; sno(s)RNA catabolic process. Gene Ontology annotation, molecular function: phosphodiesterase decapping endonuclease activity; snoRNA binding. Gene Ontology annotation, cellular component: nucleus. Lineage: Eukaryota; Metazoa; Brachiopoda; Lingulata; Lingulida; Lingulidae. The record is from RefSeq and is a predicted model, not a curated record.